Mugil cephalus (flathead mullet) is the source of this 2487-nucleotide messenger RNA. RefSeq names its product cleavage and polyadenylation specific factor 6 (gene cpsf6). Gene Ontology annotation, biological process: mRNA alternative polyadenylation. Gene Ontology annotation, cellular component: mRNA cleavage and polyadenylation specificity factor complex. NCBI's taxonomy places the organism in Eukaryota, Metazoa, Chordata, Actinopteri, Mugiliformes, Mugilidae. The transcript has 11 exons. Gene Ontology annotation, molecular function: mRNA binding. The record is from RefSeq and is a predicted model, not a curated record. Bases 94 to 1860 code for a protein of 588 amino acids.
CAACGCGGCCAGCGGGGGCGCCAGUUCCCGGCUCUCUUCAUUGUUUGUGCUUUACUGCGGGGCCAGGCGGGGAGAGAGACGGGUCGGAGGAAAAUGGCGGACGGUGUGGAUCACAUCGAUAUCUACGCCGACGUAGAGGAGGAAUUCAGCCAGGAAGCCGAUUACCCGGUUCACGAGCAGAUCGACCUAUACGAUGAUGUAAUAUCCCCGUCGGCCAACAAUGGCGACGCUCCAGAAGACCGCGAAUACCUGGACGCACUGCCUGCACCAGGAGGCACAGAGGGAGGAAAGAGUGCCCCACCCAACGUGGUGUACACCUACACGGGGAAAAGGAUUGCCUUGUACAUCGGAAACCUUACAUGGUGGACAACAGAUGAGGACUUGACAGAAGCCAUUCGGUCGAUAGGCAUCACAGAUGUGCUGGAGAUCAAGUUCUUUGAAAACAGAGCCAAUGGCCAGUCGAAAGGGUUUGCCCUGGUAUGUGUCGGCUCAGAGGCAUCCUCCAGAAAGUUGAUGGAGCUAUUGUCAAAGAGGGAGCUCCACGGUCAAAACCCCAUCGUCACACCGUGCAACAAGCAGUCGCUCAGCCAGUUUGAGAUGCAGUCACGCAAAAGUUUCACAGGCACACAGUCGGGCCAAAUGUCCGGGGAAGGUAAAGCGGGUCCACCUGGUGCUGGCCCGCGUGGUGGUUUCCCCAUGGGCCGCGGCAGGGGAAGGUUCCCUGGACCACCUGGACCAGGAGGAGACCGCUUCCCUGGUCCCGUGGGCCCUGGAGGCCCACCACCACACUUUCCUGGCUCGGGGAUGGGACCAGAACUGGUUAGGCACCAAGAUGGCCCUCUGAUGGAUAUGAAUUUCAGUCCCUUCCCGCCGGGGGGCAGGAACGGGAGCUGGCGUGGCAGAGGUGGAAUGCAGGGUCCUCCACGACCCCCUCCAGGUCCACCUGGUCCCCCUGGCCCUCCAGGACCUCCACCUCCAGGCCAGGGUCUCCCCCCUCCCCUGGCUGGUCCUCCAAACCGUGGCGACAGACCUCCUCCUCCUGUUCUUUUCCCUGGUCAGUUCGGCCAACCACCAAUGGGCCCCCUGCCCCCAGGCCCCCCUCCUCCGGGUUACGGCCCUCCCCCCGGUCCCCCACCCCCCCAGCAGGGCCCACCACCCCCAGGACCCUUCCCUCCUCGCCCCCCAGGCCCCAUUGGCCCCCCGAUGGCCUUGGCUCCACCUCCACACAUGCCAGGGCCCCCACCAGGUGGCCCACCACCCGCUCCUCAUGUGAACCCCGCCUUUUUCCCCCCACCUGGCAACAGCAGCAUGGCCCCCAACGACAGUCGAGGCCCCCCAGGACCAAACGACCCCUACGGACGGCCGCCACCAUAUGAAAGAGGAGACUACGGUCCUGGAGGCCGGGAAAUGGAGGCGUCACGGACUCCUCUGAGCGAGGCAGAGUUUGAGGAGAUCAUGAACAGAAACAGAGCCAUCUCCUCCAGCGCCAUAUCUAGGGCUGUAUCAGACGCCAGUGCAGCCGAUUAUGGCAGUGCUAUAGAGACUUUGGUGACAGCCAUCAGUCUGAUCAAGCAGUCCAAAGUAUCGGCAGAUGACCGCUGUAAGGUCCUCAUCAGCUCCCUGCAAGACUGUCUCCACGGUAUAGAGUCAAAAAGCUACGGCUCCGCCUCAAGGCGAGAACGUUCGAGGGAACGCGACCACAGCCGCUCGAGGGAAAAGAGCCGGCGACACAAGUCCCGCAGUCGCGACCGGCAUGAGGACUAUUACCGAGAGCGCAGCAGGGAACGGGACCGCCAUCGCGAGAGGGAUCGGGACCGAGACCGGGAAAGAGAGAGGGAGAGAGAAUACCGACACCGCUAGAUGUGAGCUAACGAGGAUCAAGGAUGGAUGGAAGGAAAAGGAGGAACGCUCUCAGUGCACCACUCCCUGCCCACCCUGCAUGACCGGACAGGAUAGCGACCACCAUCUCUUCCUCCGCCCCAGCCCCCCCCCAUCCGUUUCUCCUCUCCUCUCCUUCUCCACCCAUCCUUCUCUGUCUGUUGUCUGCCUGACUAAGAGCAGUGGAUGGACGACCCCUGACCUGUGUGAGGCUAUGUUUAUCCAGACAUCUAUACUUAUCGUAAUGUAAAGAUGAAAGAAACUUUCCGAAACAGCUCUUUUAUUUUUAUGAUGUUUUAUUUGACAUGAAAGUAUGUGUGUUGCUUUUUUUUUUUUGCAAAAGAAACAAUAAAAUGGCCUGCACGAUCCUCGGAUAGAAGACACAAACAUAACACCCUUGUUUUUUUGUUUUGUUUUGUUUUUUAUUUACGCUGUACUGUGUACAUUCAGUUUAGAGACCAGUUUUUAUAGGGAACAUGUUUGAUGUGUUCUCCCCCACCUUCCCUCUUACUCCCAUUUAUGCUUUUCAUGGUUGGUAUUUGUAAAUGUCUCUUUGGCUUUUUGAUUAAAAUCUAGAUGGUGUUGUAAUAAAAAAUGUUUACUGAGGUA